AAAGUUAGAUAACUGCUAUAAAAGAGACAAACUUAAGAUAACUUUCUCUGUGAACAAAUAUUUCUAACGUUUAGCAAUCAUGAUGUUUAAGGUAGCUUGUUUUUUUCUUAGCGUAGCGUUCGUUGUCGGAAAUAUUCAAAUUACAGUUCACGACUGUGGAUCUAAAGAUGCCCGAAUCAACUCCAUUCGUGUAGAACAAUGUGAAAAAGAACCGUGUGUAGUUCAUAAAGGUGCAAACUAUACGGUGCAAGUUGACUUUACAACAACACGAAAUAUUAAUGAGGCCCACAAUGUGUUACACGGUGGACUAGGAUUUCUUCAAGUUCCAUUUCCAUUAACUCCAGAGAAUGCUUGUAAUAAAAGUGUAACAUGUCCGAUGAUUGCUGGAAACACAUAUAUCUAUAGACAAACAAUGACAUGCCCCUCAUUUGCUCCAAGUUUAAAAGUUACCGCAAGAUGGGAGUUAAAAGAUGAGCAUGGUGCUGAUAUAUUCUGCUUCGCUACUGGAUUAAGUAUUAUUAGUUAAUAAGCAAUGAAACUUUGAAACAUUAUACAAUUGUUAAAAAUAAAAAAUAUAAUAUU
Messenger RNA from Ruditapes philippinarum (Manila clam), 582 nucleotides. Its product is annotated as NPC intracellular cholesterol transporter 2-like. The record is from RefSeq and is a predicted model, not a curated record. Bases 80 to 526 code for a protein of 148 amino acids. Gene Ontology annotation, molecular function: sterol binding. The transcript is spliced from 4 exons. Gene Ontology annotation, biological process: sterol transport. NCBI's taxonomy places the organism in Eukaryota, Metazoa, Mollusca, Bivalvia, Venerida, Veneridae.